Molecule: messenger RNA, 1119 nt
Organism: Solanum pennellii
Lineage: Eukaryota; Viridiplantae; Streptophyta; Magnoliopsida; Solanales; Solanaceae
Product: thioredoxin-like protein HCF164, chloroplastic
Exons: 4
Coding region: 97-900 (267 amino acids)
Biological process (GO): cytochrome b6f complex assembly
Cellular component (GO): chloroplast thylakoid membrane
Source: RefSeq, a predicted model, not a curated record
AAAAUCUACAAAAACAAACAAGCAUCUAUGUCCACUAGCUCCAAGAUUUUCGCCAUUUUCUCAAAUCAGUUAAGGUAAAGAGAAGCUUUUUUCGCCAUGGCUAAAGUGGCUUCUAGCUCUAUUGGAUUACACAGACCAAAGCCCUUCCAUUUUCGACCUAAUCAAACUUUGCACUCUGUGAAACCUUUCAAUUAUCAGCUGAACAAUCUUCAAAAGUAUCAAAGAAUAUAUUGUCAAACAGAGCCCAAAACAGGGGAUUGCUGUCAACCAAGCUCUGACCCGUAUGAAUCUGCAGUAAAGGAGAAGUCCUCAAUAGAACCAGGUGCUGGCGCUGAGAGUAGUAAAGCUGAAGUCUCUCCUCCCUCUACUGGCCCUGAAUAUCCAACCAGAGACUUCAAUCGGCGAGUAGCACUAGUGUCAGUCACUGCAGCACUAGGACUUUUCUCUUCACAGAGACUAGAUUUAGGUGUUUCUUUGAAGGAUAUCACGGCUGCAGCACUGCCAUAUGAAGAGGCUCUUUCCAAUGGAAAGCCCACUGUUGUGGAAUUCUAUGCCGAUUGGUGUGAAGUUUGUCGAGAAUUAGCUCCAGAUGUCUAUAAAGUUGAACAGCAGUACAAGGACCGCGUGAAUUUUGUUAUGUUGAAUGUGGAUAACACGAAGUGGGAACAAGAGCUCGAUGAGUUUGGAGUCGAGGGCAUCCCCCAUUUUGCAUUCCUGGAUAAAGAUGGAAAUGAGGAAGGUAAUGUUGUUGGCCGCCUUCCAAAACAGUAUUUGCUUGAGAAUGUAGACGCCCUCGCAGAAGGAAAAGAAUCAAUACCUUAUUCUCGCGCUGUGGGACAAUAUACAAGUGCUGAAUCGCGUAAGGUCCAUCAAAUUUCUGAUCCAAGAAGUCAUGGUUAGAGCUCAUUACGCACCCAGAUAUAUUUACCCAAACAAACUAUCAUCAAUUCUUGAAAGACUUGCAUUUGAAUUGAGUAAGAAGUGACAAAUACCACUUGCUAGUCUGUAAAUUUGGCACUAUUUCACACACUUGGUUGUAUAUAUGAAUAUGCAGACUACCAUAAUGUAUUGCACAAGUGACCCUUUUCUUUAUAGCUAAUUCCAUGGUUAGUUUACCGA